AUGGACCCUCGCUCACACCCGUCGCGACCUCCUUCAACGUCGUUGCCUCAGGGUUCUGCUCCUAUCUCGAGUAUGCAGAUGCCGCAAUACCCAAUGCAGCCGCAGUACCCGGUCUCGCAACCUCACACCCUUCCGCCAUUGCAGCCUCAUCAUAACCAGUCGCCGAAUCCCUACAUGGGUCAGUCUUAUCGUCCCGACAUGGCGCGUUAUCCCGCCACCUCGGCUCACGAUGUCUACGCGACGGCUGCGCCCAUUGGGCCUCACACUCCUGUGAGCAGCUUGCCGCCUACCUCGUUCCUCGCUCACCCCGGGGGCCAACCCCAGGGCCAGCCUCCGCAGGGAUAUCAGUCUCCACAGACUCUCCUGCCUCCCACGACUGGGUCUCAGAGCUAUCCUCAACCCAUUGCGCCUGCCCCACCUCGUGACCGUCGUCCUGACUAUGCGGCCAUGCCCUCGGGCGCCUUCAGUCACCCUGAAGGCAGAGCUCCAAUCUGGGCCGGCGCUGAUCCAAUGGCUGCUGCUAAUGGUGCCGCUCCUCUUCCUGACAACCGGGAACCUCCUCGCACCCAGGUUGUGGGAUCUCAGGGACGUAGAGGCAUUCUUCCUAGUGUCCCAGGACGUGCUGCAGUCCCCAACGGUGCCAAUGGAACUGCCAGAAGCACCACGAUUCCGGCCAAGGAUGCCGACGGCAAGUUUCCUUGCCCUCAUUGUACCAAGACGUAUCUCCACGCGAAGCAUCUUAAACGCCACCUUUUGAGACACACCGGUGAUCGUCCCUACAUGUGUGUUCUCUGCAAAGACACCUUCUCUCGAAGUGAUAUUCUGAAGCGACACUUCCAAAAGUGCUCAUUACGCCGUGGUAACCCCACAGGAGCGAGCCAUCUCUCGCAUCCUCAGGCACACCUGAAACGGUCUCAGGCCGCAGCUGCAAAAUCCGUUCAGGAAGAAGUCAGUAACUCCAUUCCGCCUUCCAAUGGUAUUGCGGGUACGACUUAUGGCGACGCGCACGUGAAUGGCCGUGGUCCUCGACCUGGUCUCACGGAGCAGCAGCCUCUGGGAUAUCCGAUGUCCUCUGUCCACGGGUUGAACAGUGGAGACGCGUUCAAUCAGGCAGAUCACAGAGCUUCCUGGAUGGCUGCUCAGAAGCAGAGCCCGUACCUUGUCCACUCUUCUGCUUCUGCUGAAGGUCCUGGUGGCCAUCUGAAUAAUAUUGACCGUCAUUCAUUUGAACAGGCUAAGCCUCCCAUCAUCAACGAUCCCAAACGUCCUAUGAUGCCCGGUCAGCCCCAACAGCCCAAUCACCCAGGUGAACUCGACUGGGCUUCCAUGUUCCAGCCCGGAGCUCCUGAAGGUUACAUGCACUCCGUAUUCCCCCAAACGAUGGCUCCUCAACACGAGCCGAUUCACUCGCAUGUCGAUCCUGACCGCAAAUACUACCCUACCACGACCGCUGGACCUCAUCAAGAUGGCGGACUGAACGGACUUUACUUGGCUUCCACGAGCUUGAGCGGUGACGGUAUGCCUAAUCCCAGCGGAGUCCCGAAUAAUGAAAAGACCAAUCCACAAGAGCCUAUUGCCACUUGAGAAGUUUUUUUUUUUCCCUAUUUGAUUUGCUGCACGAGAAACAUGAAAUUGACUUGAUAUUUUUUUUCCCUCUGGAAACAGGAUCCGUCCAACCCGCUAGACAAUAGUUUCGUUUUGUAAAGGAGGAAAGGUUAUGUUUUUGCUUUACGACAGAGGGGUUGAUCUGGUGGGACUGCGCAUCUCGAGUUUCACGGAUUGACAGUACGCGAAGUUCGUUCGUUGCUUCGAGAUUUACGUUCUCGAGAGCAUUGACAGAUGCAUUUCUUUCCUUCUCCGAUCGCCCUUCGAAACAAUGAUACGGCCGACAAAUGGUAAAACAGCAAUACUUUUUUUCAGUUUUACAGUUCGAUUUUUUCUCCGUCAUUCCGUCAUGAAUGGUAUGGGUUGGUUCAAACCGGCGUCGAAAUCAUCAAAUAGAAAUGGGGCAUGUUUUGUUUGCAGUUUGUUUAUAUGUGAUUGUUCGAAUGGAUUUUUCUCUUGAUUUCUGCAUGUGAAUCCUGCAUUCUCUGAAUUCGGGAAUCUUAGAAAUCAAAGAGCAAAGGAAAAAAUGGAGGCAAAAAUGAGUUUUUUUUUUUUUUUGUUGUUCCAGAAAAAAAAGAUUGAUUCGUUUCGAAAUAUCUUAUAGAAUUUGGCGGUUGGGAGGAAGUCGUUUUUUUCUGUUGUGUCCUAAAUUGUUGCAUUUGAUUACUUCCUGUUUAUUGUUUAUUCAUGUUUUAUAUGCUAGCUUUGUGUGUCUGGGUGAAAUCAUUUCUGGUUGUUUAAACAGUUAUAAUUUCAAUCAACUCGAAGACUCCUAUUGUAUAUCUUCGAAGUUAUGGCAUUGAGUUUGUGUGCACGAGUCCAGGAUUACUUGUUCACUCCCACUAAGGUCGUCUCAAAUGUUCUGUAUGCUGUUGUCCCUUCAUUCUAUCUACGUUGAUGCUUAU
Messenger RNA from Talaromyces stipitatus ATCC 10500, 2510 nucleotides. RefSeq names its product C2H2 transcription factor RfeC. Gene Ontology annotation, molecular function: DNA-binding transcription factor activity, RNA polymerase II-specific; RNA polymerase II cis-regulatory region sequence-specific DNA binding. Lineage: Eukaryota; Fungi; Ascomycota; Eurotiomycetes; Eurotiales; Trichocomaceae. Gene Ontology annotation, biological process: regulation of transcription by RNA polymerase II. Bases 1 to 1584 code for a protein of 527 amino acids. The transcript is spliced from 2 exons. Gene Ontology annotation, cellular component: chromatin. The record is from RefSeq and is a predicted model, not a curated record.